Molecule: messenger RNA, 1680 nt
Organism: Rhopalosiphum maidis (corn leaf aphid)
Lineage: Eukaryota; Metazoa; Arthropoda; Insecta; Hemiptera; Aphididae
Exons: 3
Coding region: 142-783 (213 amino acids)
Source: RefSeq, a predicted model, not a curated record
GAGCGAUAGCCACUCGCCGUCUGCAACUGUCACAGUCAGUCACGUGAAACCUUUCGCCGCUCGUCUCACUCGUCGUGUUCCUCCACUCGUCACGAUCGUCGCCGGAAAGGCCGUUUCGCCCUGCACAGCAAAGACAAAACCAUGCACGUCACUAUGGCUGACGUCCGAGGACUAAUGACGAUCGUCGUCGUACUGGUGAUCGGCGCCGUCCAAGCCACCAAUCAUCCGCGUACCGUCGGUCAAGGAAAGCAAUCGGGCGCCAACGCGAUAAAAGUAGUCUCGAACGAUAAAGGACCCAGAUGCCACCACCCAUUGAUAAACAAUUGCGAUACUUCAGUGUACCCAAUUUUGGACUGGGAAUUAUCUGGGUGGUUCUACCACGCGAUGUUCAAAUCUUGCCGACCAAUGUACUCACCAAAGGGCGUACACAUUUGCACUGAAAACCAAGAUCUGCCAAAAACCAGAGAAAUGUGCGAAGACUUAUGCGGUGAAUCGUGUCUCAUGAGCAAUGGUUCGACAGGUAUUUGCACCUUCCAUCAAAUAUGCAAGAUCGUUAAUGACAAGGCCACCGCCCACCCGAGACCGUGUGGGAGUUACAACGUAAAUUGCUGUCCCAAGGUAACCGAUGACAACUUGGUGCCAUUCGUAGAUCCUUCGCAAAACAGCAACGGGAAUGGCGAACUCGAUAACCGUAUCUCCACUGACCAAUCGUCCUCACGAAAUGGUACACUUUACAUAUAUCGUCUUCCGAAUAAUCGACUUGCGGAAGCCAAACACAACUAGUAAUACGAGUACUCGCACCAAUAACAUUGUUAUUUUGUGUAAAAGUAGUCACUGAAGUUUUUUUCUCCGUUUUUUAUUAUUAUUAUUAUUAUUAUUAUUAUUAUUAUUACUAUGAUUAUUAUAUUAUUAUGCGUAACGUCGCCUAAAAGGUUUUCAAUCGUCUAUUAAUAUGUCAACACCUUACUGACCGACCGGUAGCAGUCGUUAUUAUGGCUGCGUAUCGCGACACAAACGGACCCCAAACAAAGACGAACCGAAUAAUUUAACAUUUUACACGUCGAUUAACGGACUCUCUCUAAAAAAACAUGUCAGUGGAUCAAUAAUUUUUUUUAUUGAUGCAGAAAUACUGCACACACAUCAUCAUCCUCAUUACGCACACGUCACUGACACGUGAAAUCUCGUCGAAUUCGAUGCAUGACCUUAUUAUUUUAUCCAUAGAUUAGAUAAGGUAAAUAAACUAAAGUUUCGGUGACGAUCAGUUAUCACUCGCAGGGGUAAUAAAUAUUAUGAAACUUUAAAUUUUACCAACGUAAUUAUAUAGUGGGCCCUUUUUAAACAAACAAUAUAUUUAACAUAUUAUAUACAAUUAUACUUCAAAAACAUAGUAAUUAAUUUAACAUAAAUACACGACAUUUUGCUUGUCUGUCUAAAAUUAUUUUCUUAUUAUUGUUAUCCUUCAUUGUGUGAAAAUAAAUUAUUUAAAGGCCAAGACAUGUGAGCGCUUCGUUGUACAAUACUAAGCGUUGAUGAAGCCCAUAUUGGUGACGUUACAGUGUUUAUUUAUUACGUUUAUGCAGAUUGUUUUUCUUAAAUGUUCAUGUAUAUUUAUACCAUAUGUUUUUUUUUAUGACAAAAAAAAUUCCCGUCAUAAUUAUCAAAAUAUUAAACCUUUUAAAU